This is a messenger RNA of Andrographis paniculata, 1469 nucleotides long. RefSeq names its product casein kinase II subunit alpha-2. The transcript is spliced from 10 exons. The coding region runs from base 222 to 1223 and encodes 333 amino acids. Gene Ontology annotation, molecular function: protein serine/threonine kinase activity; ATP binding. NCBI's taxonomy places the organism in Eukaryota, Viridiplantae, Streptophyta, Magnoliopsida, Lamiales, Acanthaceae. The record is from RefSeq and is a predicted model, not a curated record. Gene Ontology annotation, cellular component: cytosol; nucleus; protein kinase CK2 complex. Gene Ontology annotation, biological process: protein phosphorylation.
AUUUAAAAUUAAAAAAAUAAAUAAAUAAAAAAUGAAAAUAGGGAAGUGAAAGCACGCCGCUGGCGCACGACACCAUCCUGUUGCUCUGCGUCUCGCUAAUUUGCGCCCUCGUCGCCCUCUGCGUGCCGGUGGGGCUGCGAUCCCCUUCUCCGUCACCGCUCGACGCCGUGUUCCAGAUCGAAGGCGGCGUGUCCGCAUCGCCGGCGAUCUACGCCUUGAGGAUGUCGAAAGCGCGGGUAUACGCGGACGUCAACGUGCUGCGCCCAAAGGAUUAUUGGGACUAUGAAAAUCUCACUGUUCAGUGGGGCGACCAAGAUGAUUAUGAGGUUGUUCGCAAAGUUGGAAGGGGGAAGUACAGUGAAGUUUUCGAAGGGAUAAAUGUGAACAACAAUGAACGGUGCAUAAUCAAGAUUCUGAAACCUGUCAAGAAGAAGAAGAUAAAGAGAGAAAUUAAAAUACUGCAAAACUUAUGUGGGGGCCCAAACAUUGUCAAACUCUUAGAUAUUGUCAGAGAUCAGCACUCAAAAACUCCAAGCUUGAUAUUUGAAUAUGUGAAUAGUACAGAUUUCAAAGUUCUGUACCCUACAUUAACAGAUUAUGACAUUCGCUACUACAUAUAUGAGCUCCUCAAGGCACUGGAUUACUGUCACUCUCAGGGAAUAAUGCAUAGAGAUGUCAAACCUCAUAAUGUGAUGAUAGACCAUGAGUUGCGAAAGCUUCGCUUGAUUGAUUGGGGUCUUGCCGAAUUUUACCACCCUGGAAAGGAGUAUAAUGUGCGUGUCGCUUCAAGAUACUUCAAGGGUCCUGAGCUUCUUGUUGACUUGCAAGACUAUGACUAUUCCCUGGAUAUGUGGAGCCUUGGUUGCAUGUUUGCAGGAAUGAUCUUUCGCAAGGAGCCUUUCUUUUACGGGCAUGAUAAUCAGGAUCAGUUGGUUAAAAUCGCCAAGGUACUUGGAACUGAUGAGUUGAACGCCUAUUUGCACAAAUACCGCUUGGAUCUUGAUCCACAACUCGAAGCUCUAGUCGGGAGACACAGCAGGAAACCAUGGUCGAAAUUUGUCAAUGCCGACAAUCAGCAUCUUGUGUCACCGGAGGCCAUAGAUUUCCUCGACAAACUCCUGCGCUAUGAUCAUCAAGACAGGCUCACGGCCAGAGAAGCAAUGGCCCAUCCUUAUUUCUCCCAAGUGAGGGCUGCAGAAAAUAGCCGAACACGGACACAAUAGCCUGCCGGCUUUGUCCCAGAGCUAUCCAUUGUUGUUGCAUUCACUGGGCUGGAUUUUUCAAAAUUAUGUGUACUUUGUUAUAAGUAACAAACAUUGUUCUAUGUCAAGACCACUACUACUACUACUGCUAGUUUUCAACCCUUCAGUUUCAACAACUUGCAGUAUAAUAGAUAUGUAAUUUUACCUGCAGCAGAGCCUGUUUAUUUAUGCUCAAUUUGAAUUGAAUCUAGUUUGUCUUUCUAAAUA